Asterias rubens (European starfish) is the source of this 3056-nucleotide messenger RNA. RefSeq names its product transportin-1-like. Gene Ontology annotation, molecular function: nuclear import signal receptor activity; small GTPase binding. Gene Ontology annotation, biological process: protein import into nucleus. Gene Ontology annotation, cellular component: cytoplasm; nucleus. Lineage: Eukaryota; Metazoa; Echinodermata; Asteroidea; Forcipulatida; Asteriidae. The coding region runs from base 36 to 2714 and encodes 892 amino acids. The transcript is spliced from 22 exons. The record is from RefSeq and is a predicted model, not a curated record.
AAACACAUUGAAAGAUCGUGAAAAUCUAUGGCGAUAUGGCGUGGCAACCUUCCGAAGCAGGACUUUCUCAAAUUCUACAACUCUUAAAAGAGUCGCAAAGCCCAGACACAGAGAUACAACGAGCGGUUCAACAAAAACUUGAACAACUAAAUCAAUUCCCCGACUUCAAUAAUUUUCUGAUCUACGUGUUGACCAAGUUGAAAACAGAAGAUGAGCCGACCAGGUCCCUCAGCGGCCUGAUUCUCAAGAACAAUGUCAAGGCACACUUCCAUAACUUCCCUCCCAACGUGACCGAGUUCAUCAAGAGCGAAUGUCUGGAGAACGUCGGGGAUCCUUCCCCGUUGAUCCGGGCCACCGUUGGUAUUCUUAUCACCACCAUAGCAACCAAGGGAGAGCUCCAGAAUUGGCCCGCUUUGUUGCCAACGCUAUGUCAAUUACUAGACUCUGGCGAUUACAAUACGUGUGAGGGAGCAUUUGGUGCAUUGCAGAAGAUCUGUGAAGAUUCCACGGAGAUCUUAGACAGCGAUGCCUUGGACCGUCCACUCAACACUCUCAUUCCUAAGUUUCUUCAGUUUUUCAAGCACGCAAACGCCAAGAUCAGGUCUCAUGCCAUUGCGUGUGUCAACCAAUUCAUCAUCAGCAAGACCCAAGCGCUCAUGCUACACAUAGAUCCCUUUGUAGAGAACCUGUUCGCUUUGUCACAUGAUGAAGAUUCUGAAGUGCGUAAGAACGUCUGUCAAGCGUUGGUCAUGCUACUCGAAGUCAGAAUAGAUAAACUACUGCCUCAUAUGGCCAACAUCAUUGAGUACAUCUUACUACGGACCCAAGAUCCUGAUGAGUCAGUAGCUCUAGAGGCGUGUGAGUUUUGGUUAACUCUCGCUGAGCAGCCCAUCUGCAGAGAAGUCCUGGCUGUACAUUUAAGCAGGCUUGUUCCCGUCUUGGUACGCGGCAUGAAAUACUCCGAGAUCGACAUCAUCCUCCUGAAAGGAGACGUCGAAGAGGACGACAUGAUACCGGACAACGAGCAAGACAUCAAACCAAGAUUCCAUAAAUCCAAGACACACGCUCAACAACAUUCAGUAGAAGAGGAUGACGAUGACACUGGAGAUGAUUCUGGGUCAGAUUACGGCAUGGACGAUGAUGAUGCUCUCUCAGAUUGGAACUUAAGGAAGUGUUCUGCAGCGGCUCUUGAUGUACUGGCCAAUGUAUUCCGAGAUGAUUUGAUGCCGGUCCUUUUGCCAAUCUUAAAGGAGACUUUGUUUCAUCCUGAGUGGGAAGUCAAAGAGUCCGGAAUCCUGGUCUUAGGUGCAAUUGCUGAAGGAUGUGCCAAUGGGAUGGUAGCCCAUCUACCUGAAUUAAUACCAUUCCUGAUCAACUGCCUGUCGGAGAAGAAAGCUCUAGUCCGAUCCAUCACAUGUUGGACACUAAGCCGUUACUCACAUUGGAUUGUCAAUCAACCUCAUGAGAUGUACCUACAGCGUCUGAUGUCAGAGCUUUUGAAGAGAAUUCUCGACACGAAUAAAAGGGUUCAGGAAGCGGCCUGCAGCGCCUUUGCCACCCUAGAAGAAGAAGCGUGUACUGAGCUGGUGCCGUAUCUAGGGUUCAUCUUACAGACAUUAGUCUUUGCAUUCAGUAAAUACCAACAUAAGAACCUUCUCAUUCUGUAUGAUGCCAUAGGCACUCUGGCUGAUUCUGUCGGACACCAUCUUAAUAAACCAGAGUACAUCAAUAUGUUAAUGCCUCCACUGCUGGAUAAAUGGAACUCUUUAAAGGACGAAGACAAAGAUUUAUUUCCGUUGCUGGAGUGUUUAUCGUCCGUAGCUACAGCGUUACAAUCCGGCUUCUUACCGUAUAGUGAACCAGUCUAUCAGAGAUGUGUCUCACUCACGGAGAAGACAUUGGCUCAAAUUGCUGCAUCUGAUGCUCAUCCCGACCAAGUGGAACCGCCAGAUAAGGAUUUCAUGAUCGUCGCUUUGGAUUUACUGAGUGGCCUAGCGGAAGGAUUAGAAGCUCAUAUCGAGAAGCUGGUGGAGAGAAGCAAUAUAUUGAGUUUACUCUUCCAAUGUAUGCAGGAUAAGAUGCCCGAGGUACGGCAGAGUUCCUUCGCCCUCCUUGGAGACUUGACCAAAGCCUGCUUCAAACAUGUCAAACCUUGCAUCGUUGAUUUCCUCCCAGUCCUUGGUCAAAACCUCAACCCUGAGUUUAUCUCUGUAUGUAACAAUGCUACCUGGGCCAUUGGCGAGGUGUCAAUACAGAUGGGUGAAGAAAUGGAGCCCUACAUACAACUGGUACUCAAUCAAUUAACAGAUAUCAUCAACAGAGCGAACACACCCAAGACACUUCUAGAAAACACAGCAAUCACAAUUGGUCGCCUAGGCCUGGUUUGCCCGCAAGUUGUGGCCCCUGUGCUUCCACAGUUUAUACGACAGUGGUGCACAUCACUUAGGAAUAUCCGCGACAACGAAGAGAAAGAUUCUGCAUUCCGAGGCAUCUGUGCCAUGAUCAAUGUCAACCCGGCCGGUGUGGUGCAGGAUUUCAUCUUUUUCUGUGACGCCGUGGCGUCUUGGCAGAAUCCCAAAGACGAUCUCAAGCAGAUGUUUUACACGAUCCUUCACGGAUUCAAAAACGAAGUCGGAGUUGAAAAUUGGAAGAGGUUCUCUGAUCAGUUCCCCGCCCCCUUGAGGGAGAGACUAGCCGCCAAUUACAUGGUGUAACACACAACAACGAUGCACUCUGAAGGAUAAAAAAGCAGCUGUCUUUGAAGGAAUUGUAUCUCUGCAAACAUCUGUCUUCAAUUGUGGACAGGGAGUCCAGGAACAUCCGACUAUGGGGAACAAUAUCUCAUAUAUAAGCACACCACCGGAGUUGAAGCACUUGUGAGGUCAAAGGUCACAGCGUGUAUCAAAGGUCAUCUCGUAUAGAGUGCUGUAAGUUACAUGAGUCCUACUACACAUGAUUCAAGCGGGUUUAUUGUGGUGUUUUCAGGGAUGAGAUUGUUCAAUUUUUUGGGCUGAAUUCAGACUUUUUAUGUCGGCCUGGUGAAGAAUAUCAUACAA